Molecule: messenger RNA, 2002 nt
Organism: Pneumocystis murina B123
Lineage: Eukaryota; Fungi; Ascomycota; Pneumocystomycetes; Pneumocystales; Pneumocystaceae
Product: ATP-citrate synthase subunit 1
Exons: 9
Coding region: 32-1954 (640 amino acids)
Biological process (GO): acetyl-CoA biosynthetic process; tricarboxylic acid cycle; fatty acid biosynthetic process
Cellular component (GO): cytosol
Molecular function (GO): ATP citrate synthase activity
Source: RefSeq, a predicted model, not a curated record
AAGAUUUGAAAAAAAUUUAAUUUUUGCAGAGAUGAUAUCUGCAAAUGACAACAUUUACCGUGCACCGGCAAGCACAUGUUCAGUAGAUCGUAGAGAAUUAUUCACAUUUGAUACUCGUGCAUUUGUUUAUGGGAUGCAGCCUAAAGCAGUUCAAGGAAUGCUGGAUUAUGACUUUAUAUGUGGUAGAAAGACGCCAUCUGUGGCAGCAAUUAUAUAUACAUUUGGGGGGCAGUUUGUUUCUAAGAUGUAUUGGGGAACAAAAGAAACACUUUUGCCAGUAUAUCAGUCAAUUUCAGUUGCUGUAUCAAAGCAUUCUGAUGUGGAUGUUGUUGUUAACUUCGCGUCAAGUCGAUCAGUUUAUUCUAGCACGAUGGAGCUUCUUGAAUAUCCUCAAAUUAGAACGAUUGUAAUUAUUGCGGAAGGAGUUCCGGAACGUCAUUCUCGUGAGAUUUCUUAUAAGGCAAGAACUUUAGGUGUUGUUAUUAUUGGGCCAGCUACAGUUGGUGGUAUUAAAGCAGGAUGUUUUAAGCUUGGAAAUACUGGUGGGAUGAUGGAUAAUAUUGUUGCAUCAAAGCUUUAUCGUCCAGGAUCUGUAGGAUAUGUUUCUAAGUCCGGAGGUAUGUCAAAUGAACUAAAUAAUAUUAUUUCCCAAGUUACGGAUGGUGUUUAUGAGGGAAUUGCUAUUGGUGGUGAUCGUUAUCCGGGAACUACGUUUAUAGAUCAUCUUUUGCGUUAUGAAGCGGAUUCUAAAUGUAAAAUACUUCUUCUUCUUGGUGAGGUAGGUGGUGUUGAAGAGUAUUCCGUGAUUGAGGCUGUAAAAAAUGGGACUAUUAAGAAGCCUUUGAUUGCUUGGUGCAUUGGAACUUGUGCAUCUAUGUUUAAUGUUGAAAUACAGUUUGGGCAUGCGGGGGCAUUAGCUAAUUCUGCCCUUGAAACUGCGUCUGCUAAGAACAGGGCAAUGCGUGAAGCUGGGAUUCAUGUCCCUUGUGUUUUUGAAGAGCUUCCUCAACUUCUUAAAAAGAUUUAUGAUAAUCUUCUUGCUGAGGGUGUUAUUGUUAAAAAAGAAGAACCUUCUGUUCCUAAAAUACCCAUGGACUAUGCUUGGGCUCAAGAACUUGGCCUCAUUAGGAGGCCUGCUGCAUUUAUUUCUACUAUUUCUGAUGAUAGAGGACAAGAACUUCUUUACGCUGGCAUGCCUAUAUCAGACGUUUUUAAAGAAGAUAUUGGUAUUGGCGGUGUGAUGAGUCUUCUUUGGUUUAGACGAAGACUUCCUUCCUAUGCUUCUAAGUUUUUCGAAAUGGUACUUAUGCUUACUGCAGAUCAUGGCCCAGCUGUAUCUGCUGCUAUGAAUACCAUUAUUACUACUCGUGCUGGAAAAGAUCUUGUUUCAUCCCUUGUUUCAGGGCUUUUAACAAUUGGUACUAGAUUCGGAGGUGCAUUAGAUAGUGCAGCUGAAGAAUUUACCAGAGCUAUGGAUAAAGGAUUUUCUCCUAGGGAUUUUGUUGAUAGUAUGAGGAAACAGAACAAAUUAAUUCCUGGAAUUGGUCAUAAAGUUAAAUCUAGAAAUAAUCCUGAUCUUCGUGUAGAAAUUGUCAAAGAAUAUGCUAAAAAGCAUUUUCCUUCUACUAAACUUUUGGAAUAUGCAUUAGCUGUUGAAACUAUAACUACUUCUAAAAAAGAUAAUCUUAUUUUAAAUGUCGAUGGAUGUGUUGCUGUUUGCAUUGUUGAUUUAUUAAGGAAUUGUGGUGCAUUUACUAUGGAAGAAGUUGAAGAUUAUUUAAAGAUGGGUGUUCUUAAUGGGCUUUUUGUAUUGGGAAGAAGUAUUGGACUCAUUGGACAUUUUUUAGAUCAAAAAAGACUUCGUACUGGUUUAUAUAGACAUCCUUGGGAUGACUUUUUAUAUCUAGGAUUAGAUAAACAUGUACCGGGAGGGAACAUGCGAGCACUUGUUUAGUUUUUAUAAGAAUUAAUAUUUAUUUAAUGGGAAUAAUUAUAUAGAUGA